Molecule: messenger RNA, 402 nt
Organism: Vigna angularis (adzuki bean)
Lineage: Eukaryota; Viridiplantae; Streptophyta; Magnoliopsida; Fabales; Fabaceae
Product: anaphase-promoting complex subunit 11
Exons: 3
Coding region: 1-291 (96 amino acids)
Biological process (GO): anaphase-promoting complex-dependent catabolic process; positive regulation of mitotic metaphase/anaphase transition; protein ubiquitination
Cellular component (GO): anaphase-promoting complex; nucleus
Molecular function (GO): ubiquitin protein ligase activity; cullin family protein binding; zinc ion binding
Source: RefSeq, a predicted model, not a curated record
AUGGGUCAUGCCUCAAAAAGUCAUUCAACCUCAAAUGAGUUCUCGGCUCCUAAGGGAUGGCACGGUAUUGCUUCGUGGACUUGGGAUGCUCAGGAUGAAACGUGUGGGAUCUGUAGAAUGGCCUUUGAUGGAUGUUGUCCAGACUGUAAACUUCCAGGGGAUGACUGUCCUCUGAUUUGGGGUGUAUGCAAUCAUGCGUUUCAUUUGCACUGUAUCCUGAAAUGGGUUAAUUCUCAAACAUCACAAGCGCAUUGCCCAAUGUGCCGUCGUGAAUGGCAGUUUAAAGGAUAAGAGCAUUGACUUUUUCCCUUAAGGGUGACUACUAAACAUUGUAAAUGUGGUGUUGUUAAUUUGAAUAUACUUCAAUUUUACCAUGCAUAUAAAUGUACUGGAUUGUGAUUA